AUGACAUAUUGGGAUCGUCGGGCUAAGGAAUUCUCUCCAAUUUGCUUCGAAGUCGUGGUCCUGUGGAGCCUCGUCGGGCUAAGGAAUUCAAUCGACGCACAUACAUUUGAUGUCGGAAUGGGAAAGUGGAGCCGGCUGAACAACGUUGUCUUAAUUUUCGACCGGAAUCACCCGCUCGUUUAUCGGUUCAUCGAGGAGUUCGCGAGGACGUUUGAAGGGAACAAGUGGGGGCAUAAUAACGAUAUGUAUUUGGGUUCGAGGGUCGGGGAAAGGGUGGUGGACGCUGGGGAUUCUGGUUUUAAUUUCAUGGUGAAGUCGCUGGCGGUGUUUCAUCCUGUAGAUUGGAGCAGGAUUUUGGCCCUGUUUCACGGUCGCGGGGUCGGGUUCAUGCGAGGUGGCUGA
This is a messenger RNA of Linum trigynum, 402 nucleotides long. NCBI's taxonomy places the organism in Eukaryota, Viridiplantae, Streptophyta, Magnoliopsida, Malpighiales, Linaceae. The record is from the annotation of a GenBank genome assembly.